CCCGCGCCUCUCCGCGCCCCCUGCCGGCCGGCCGCGGCAUUGCAGGCGGCAGCCGGGGACCCGCAUGGCGCGCGCGCUGGUGCUGGGCGCGGGGCUGAGCGGGAGCCUGGUGGCCGCGCUGCUGAGCAGGGGGGCGACGCGCCCGCUGCAGCUCGCCGUGUGGGACCAGGCCGCCGACUCAGGGGGAAGAAUGGUCACGGCCAGGAGCCCCCAUGAUCCCCGGUGUACAGUCGACCUGGGCGCUCAGUACAUUACCUGCACUCCUUAUUAUGCCAAGAAACACCACAGGUUUUAUGAUGAACUAUUAGCUUGUGGUGUUUUGAAGCCCCUGACUGCUCCCAUUGAUGGAAUGGUGACUAAAGAAGGUGACUGUAAUUUUGUGGCACCUGGAGGAAUUUCUUCCAUUAUUAAUCACUACUUGAAAGAAUCAGGAGCUGAGCUCUGCUUCGGACAGCGUGUGACGCACAUCAGCCUGAGGAACGGCACUUGGGAGGUCAUCUCGGAGUCAGGCUCCUCUGAGCAGUUUGACCUGGUCGUCCUGACUAUUCCGGUUCCUCAGAUUUUGCAGCUGCAAGGGGACAUCGUCCACCUGAUUAGUGAGAGCCAAAGACAACAGCUGGAGUCUGUGAGUUACUCCUCCCGCUAUGCUCUGGGCCUCUUCUAUGAAGCCGGCACAAAGAUCGAUGUCCCCUGGGCUGGGCAGUACAUCAGCUGUAAUCCCUGCAUCCGCUUCAUCUCCAUUGACAAUAAGAAGCGUGAUAUAGACUCACCGGAAAUUGGACCCUCUCUUGUGAUUCACACUACGGUCCCGUUUGGAUUGGCAUACUUGGAGCACAGGGCAGAGGAUGUUCAGGCCUUGAUCCUCCAACAGCUGGAAAACGUCUGGCCAGGUUUACCUCCACCAGUCGCGACUACGUGCCGGAAGUGGAGAUAUUCACAGGUUACAAAUGCUGUUACAAACGAUCCUGGCCAGAUGACUGUUCAUCACAGACCUUUCCUGGUGUGUGGAGGGGAUGGAUUUACUCAGUCCAACUUUGAUGGCUGCCUCACUUCUGCCCUGUGUGUUCUGGAAGCUUUGAAGACUCACAUUUAGUGUCUCUGUUUGUAUUCUCUACAUGGGCCUUGAGGUUUUGUUUUCACAACUUGAUUCUACUGAUUAUUUAGUUGUCUGUGUUGUUGAGAGAAAACUGGGAAAUUGUUCUUCACUUAAUGUCAUUCUUCAAAUGAAGUGCAAAAUCAAUUUUAUAAUUUCAGUAGACGACCCAUGACAGCAUGAAUAUUCCUUGUGCCUUAUGCCUUUUAAACCUCACUUAUUUUUCUGGAUUGCUGAAUCCUUGUUAGAGGAAACGCAAUGCUUUUCCUCAUAUGUGGGUUACAUGUGACCCUCUCAGCAAAUUCUAUCAAAUGAAAUGAACAAGUUUUGCUCCAAAAGUUGUGUUAAUAUUUUUAGAAUUCUUAUUCCCAAUAAAGAAUAAUCAUUAUCAAAAUUCAA
Erinaceus europaeus (western European hedgehog) is the source of this 1492-nucleotide messenger RNA. RefSeq names its product renalase, FAD dependent amine oxidase (gene RNLS). The transcript has 7 exons. Gene Ontology annotation, molecular function: oxidoreductase activity, acting on NAD(P)H. The coding region runs from base 65 to 1093 and encodes 342 amino acids. Gene Ontology annotation, cellular component: extracellular region. NCBI's taxonomy places the organism in Eukaryota, Metazoa, Chordata, Mammalia, Eulipotyphla, Erinaceidae. The record is from RefSeq and is a predicted model, not a curated record.